Messenger RNA from Rattus rattus (black rat), 4550 nucleotides. It is a transcript of the gene Dnajc27, whose product is annotated as DnaJ heat shock protein family (Hsp40) member C27. Lineage: Eukaryota; Metazoa; Chordata; Mammalia; Rodentia; Muridae. Bases 179 to 1000 code for a protein of 273 amino acids. Gene Ontology annotation, molecular function: GTPase activity; GTP binding. The record is from RefSeq and is a predicted model, not a curated record. The transcript has 7 exons.
CUCGCCGCUUCCCAACCGCCCGCGUCCGUCCGCGGCCAGGCAGCGGUGGGGAUGGCGAGCCGCGGAGCCAGGGUGGUGACGAGCGCAGCGGCUCCGUCAUUGGGCGAGGAGGCCUGAGGGACGGGCUGGCUGGGUGCUUAAGGACACCAGAACCCGCGGCCCCAGCAGAGCGAAGGCAAUGGAGUCCAACGUGCCGAAGCGGAAGGAGCCCCUCAAGUCCCUCCGCAUCAAAGUCAUCUCCAUGGGCAACGCCGAAGUGGGGAAAAGCUGCAUUAUAAAACGCUACUGUGAGAAGAGAUUUGUGUCUAAAUACCUGGCCACCAUCGGGAUUGACUAUGGAGUCACAAAGGUCCAAGUCAGAGACAGAGAAAUCAAAGUUAACAUCUUUGACAUGGCUGGACAUCCCUUCUUCUUUGAGGUCCGAAAUGAAUUUUACAAGGACACACAAGGUGUGAUACUGGUCUAUGACGUUGGGCAGAAAGACUCAUUUGACGCCCUUGACUCAUGGCUGGCAGAGAUGAAGCAGGAGCUUGGGCCUCAUGGGAACAUGGACAAUAUUGUCUUCGUUGUGUGCGCCAACAAGAUUGACUGCUCCAAACACCGCUGCAUUGAUGAAAGUGAGGGGCGUCUCUGGGCUGAAAGCAGAGGGUUCCUGUACUUUGAAACAUCAGCACAGACUGGAGAGGGGAUCAAUGAGAUGUUCCAGACCUUUUACAUGUCCAUAGUUGACUUGUGUGAAAAUGGGGGCAAGCGUCCUACCGCUAAUAGCAGUGCUAGCUACACCAAAGAACAAGUGGACACCAUUCGCCGAAUCCGGACUAGUAAGGACAGCUGGGAGAUGCUGGGAGUCAGACCUGGGGCCUCAAGGGAGGAAGUCAAUAAGGCCUACCGGAAGCUGGCCGUGCUGCUUCACCCGGACAAGUGUGUAGCUCCUGGUAGUGAAGAUGCCUUCAAAGCAGUUGUGAACGCCCGGACAGCUCUCCUGAAAAACAUCAAGUAGAGGCAGCGGAAACUACGCGAGCUCAAGUGCAGACAGACUCCCCUUGAGGUGAAAUAACCAACAUGGAGUUUCCUUCACAAAUGCUCACUGUUGUGUCCCCUCCCUUGUGUGUUAAUAGUACGGGUGCCUGUUACCACGUGGUGGCCAUUUCUCAGUGAGAUGACUGCUUUUGGGUGAGAGAUAGCCCCGCAUCUCUUAUGCACUUCAUAGCUUAUUGCCAGAUGACUGGGUGUUUGUCAUUGUGUCAUCGUUUAUGCAUUCACCUGUGAGUCCAUGACCGUGACUCACCUGAGCUUCCUCCCACCAACCCACCACCCGUCCAUCUGCCCACCAUCAGAGAAGGGAAUAACAACAGGAAAGAGGAUGGCAGGAACUAGCAGUCGGCACCCAGCCCCUGGGAGCCUUGCACGCCCUGAGCAGCCUCUUGGUUAGUAUUUUAACCAUCAGCCUAUAUAGUUAGUAGCCAGGCAUGGUGGCAUGUGCCUGUAAUCCCAGCACUCAGGAGGAUGAGGCAGGAGGAUUGUGAGUUUGAAGCCAGUCUAGAUUGGAUUAUUCAGCAAGACUGUCAAAGAGAAACCAGCACCUUUGUAGAAGAUGUGAUGUGAGUUGACACUGUUCUGUCUGCCCGCCCUUCCAGGACACUGACUCUGUUCUUUCUCCAGCCACCAGGGGGAGACAAGCCAGUACUAAGAGAGAGGCAGUGCCAGCCACAGGAGCUGGAGACCCUGAAGCUCAUCCUGGAUCACAGGUCUUUACUCUGCCCUAGAAAUAGUUGCCACUAGCAAGCAGCAGGGAAUUCUGUGUCCCGGGGAAUGAGGGGCCAGAAACCGGAACAGAAGCACUCAGAGGGCGCGCUGUAGAUUACUCGGGAAUGAGUGUGUGCUCAGCCAGCUUGGCUUUUCCUGAGCUCCGGCCUGUUGGGCACUAAGAGGGGCCUGGCAUAAGGCUUGUCCCUGUCCUCAGUCCCCACCACAAGGGCAGGUCAGAGGCAGGCAGGUGCUCUUCUGCAAGCUGGUCUCUUCCUUCUGCACCCGUGUUAAUCUGUUUCUCCUCUCUCCCCGCUCUGUUGUUACAUCCCACAUCUGCCAUUGCCUUUCUUCUUGAAUCCCUGGCCUUGCCCUGGGCUCAGCUGACUUGAAAUAAGUAGGACCCAUUUGGGGCACAGUAGGACAUCUUGGGCCUGUGUGGGGCAGAAUCCCUACAGUUUCUAAAGUUUCUGCUUGGACUCCAAAUUUCUGAAUAGUAUUUUUAAACUACAAGUAUGACAGCUGAUGUUGCAUAGAGAAGCCUUACUCAUGGUGUUGUUUCUGCCUGGUCCACAGGACUGGAUGGAGCUGGCGGAGCACUGGGACUCAUGUCAGCCUUAGGGGACAGGCCCACUGCUCGAUUCCUGUCAUCCCUCUUAACUGUGUCUUAUUUUGAGCUGCAGCUACCUGUGCUACCUGGAACUCAAAGGACGUAAAGCAUCACCAGGCUAUGACUUUUAAAUCCCUACCCCAUAAUGGUUGCAGAUAACAUCUCUCUCACCUAAGAAGACACGCUCUUGUCUUACUGUCUAAACACUUGCUGUCUUCUGGGUUUUCUCCUUUCUCCACAGUAGCCUCACCUUGCAUGGUGAGUUUAAAAUGUUGUUCUUAAUGAACUCAGACCCGUAUAAAAAAGAUAAAGAGAUUGGUAUAUGGCUUUAUGGCUUUUUCUAGCCCUGAAUUUGCUUCUGAGAUGAUUAAACUCCACUUCAACGUUCUCAGUUCUGCCUGAGGUGUCUCUCAUGCCUAACAUGUCCGAUUAUCCAACUGCUCUUGGGACAGAAGGUGGGAGUCCUGAGGAUGAGGCAUUGUGCAUGGUGCAGUCAGCCCCAGUGUGGGCCCCGUCUUCGCCUCAUUCAGUGACAUGGGCAGCUGAGCGGUUACAGCAGGACACUGUCCCAUUCAGAUCCCUGCUGGUGUGGUCUGCGCUUGAUCUUAGAUCUUGAGACUCUGUUUCUGACAUCUUAGUUACUAACAUUUAGGGCGGGUACAUAGUAUUUUAUUUAUUUAUUUAUGUAAUAGUAAUAAAAUGAAAAAGUUAAGCCUCAGGGUCCCAGAAUUUUUCUAUUUCUAUAAUCCAUCAGCAGAGCAUUAAGAAACAACAGAGCAUGCCUCCGGAUGAAAAGUGUUUUGAGUCCUGGCUUCAUGAUCCGGUAUAGACCUCUGCGUUCAUUUAAACUCUCGGUGCAGGCGUGUGCUUUGUCUUCCACAUUUUGAAAACUGUUUGCACAGUUGAGAUCUUAGACCAUCAGCAGGAGUUGCAACUCAGUCAUUUCAGUGGCUGAGAAUUUGUUUAUAAAUAACCUGGUUUCCCAAAAAAAAGGGUUAAAAUAUUUGAACAACUGUUAUUAAAGAAAGCUGUGUCCUCCUCCACCUGAGUCACCAACCAGUGUCACCUCUUCACCUUGGUGGGAAUGUCUGGAGGCAUUUCAGAGUUGGUCUUCCAACCUUCGCAAGCACUUUAGAUCCCCUCCCUUUGUGUCUGUGUCUCUUGUGCCUCCGUGGGAACUGCUAGUCCUCACUCUCAGUAUCUGACUUAAGCACUGCCACUUUACUUCUCCAUUUAAAUGUGUCUGUGGCUUUACCAGCCUGUUAACUUACAAGUCCAGAUGUUGAGGAUAAGAUGCUGUCCUUCUAUAAACUGUACACCAUUCUUUAAGGCUUGUAUUUACCUCAGGAAACGUAUUCUAGUAUCUUCUCACUGACUGAAAUCUCAAGUGACAAAUACUUCUUUAUACCUGCAAAAUGGUACCUAAUUCUGUCUUAGUUCAUGAGCCAUAGGUCAGGCAGCUAGAUGGUCAGUGAGCCAUAGGUCCGGUGGCUAGAUGGCUGAAACCUUUGUCAGAGUAGAACAAGGAGCUCCUGCCAGCACUGAGUCAGGGACAAAUGGCUGUUCCACCCAGAGUGGCAGGAGGACAGGAUUGCCAUCUGAAGCUAGGAGGCAAGAAGCUGGCGUGAUGUCUCUAGCAACGACAGUGCUCCCUCCUGGGUCAGCUCAGAAGGUUCUGGAACCGUGCUUCUCUCACACUCAGCCCAUGGAGCUAAGGCCCCAGCAGUUUUCUAAAACUUUCAAAGAUGAAUUUAGUUGCAAAAUCAAGCUAAGCAAUUUCCACUGCAGGCUUUACAAAGAGCUGUUGGUCCUCUCAUCCUGGUGCUGAGCACAAUUUUAGACAUUGAUUGCUCCAUUAACUGUCCCUGGGGAGGAUGAAGGUGUUUACUUGUGGUGUGGGCGUAGUGGGUCUGUGUCUUAAUGCACAGUGCGGGGCUGGGCAGGCUGGGAAAGGCCCUGGGUGAAAGGGCUGUUACUGAAGAGCUGGACAGUUUGGGUUUGAUCACUCCCCGCUGAUCGCUCCCUCGCAUUCUUUCCCUUGACUGUGAAUGCUCUUACAAGGUAAUUUACAUAUUUGCUUUCUGUUGAAAUAACUGAAAGUGUUAAAUCUACCAGUUGUGUAUGUCUUGUAUACAGAGUGUCAUAUGUAUUAAGUUGUGUAUUUUUAUAGAGUAAAGUCAAAUAGCAAACACUG